AUGAGUACUAGUCAUGUGUUGAGUUGCAUAAAAUUUAAUUAUGGCAAAAAAAACAGUAAAAGUAUAAUAUACUCCGUACGAAGCAUUUUCUCUCUCCUUCUUUUAGAGUUUUUGUCAACCCUUGUUUUAGUUUAAAGAAAAAAAUUAGAAAAACCCAAAAAAAGUCGCACUCAAAAAGCCUGCACCAAAAUUCUUACUCACACACAAAGAAAGAUAAGAAAAGUAGGAAAAAUAAAGGAAGCGUUGAAGAAACUCUUCUUCUUUCCCCCCACUAAAAUCUUAAACCACACAAAAAAAAAAGUUUGGAAGAAAUAUUAAACUUCCUAUAAUUUUCUUUGCUUUGACGCGUAAUUAGCUACUUGAAUUUUCUAAUUUUCCCACCUGUAAAUCUCUUGUAUUAAAAGGAAGAUGUUUCGUUUUUUAUUCCAACUGUUGAAGCUUCAUACAUCAUAACUACCCAACAAACAUCAUCAAACAAAAUUUAUUUGGACAGGGUAUGUUUCUUUUGUUCUGUAUUUUAACAGAAUUUUUAGAUUGAUUGAUUGAUAAACUUGUUGUAAUUUUUUGGGAAUUUUUUGAUCUGGGUUUUUGGGGGUUUGCUCAUUUGGGUGAGAUUUGGGGAAAUUUGGUAGUUCUUUUGAUUUGGGUAUAUUUUAUUUAGUUGAUUGAUAAAGUUUCUGUUAUUUUUUUGGAUUUUUUUUAUCUUCUGGGUUUUUAGGGUUUUGCUCAUUUUUGGUGAGAUUAAGGCAAAUUUGAGAAGUUUUUGAUUUGGGUAUAUUUUAGAGCUGUAGUAUUUGGAUUUUGGGGAGUUGGGUAGUCUUUGAAACCCUAAAUUUGGGUUGAAAAUGGCAACUUCAGCUGCAUUUUCGUCGCUGCGACGACGAAGGUCGCCUCCAUUGGAGGCGUUUCUUGCUCCGGUGGACUUGACGGAUGGUGGAAUUAUAAAAACGGUGUUAUCUGUUGCUAAUGAAUUGGUUGAUUUGCAUUCUGGGAAAAAAUUGCCAUUUCAGAGGCAGAAUUUCAAUUCUUUGGUUAGGAAGAUAGAGGUGUUUGUUGUUGUAUUGGAUUUUUUGAAGGAUUUCCGAUCAUUUUCGAGGUUUUCGUACACCGCGAUUAUGUGCUUUAAAGAGCUUUACUUGCUGUUCUAUAGGUGUAAAAUAUUGUUGGAUUAUUGCUCACAGUCUAGUAAAUUGUGGAUGCUCCUGCAAAACCAAUCGAUUUCGGGGCAUUUCCAUGAUCUUAAUCAAGAGAUGUCGACCCUUUUGGAUGUUCUCCCGAUUAAAGAGCUUAGUUUGAGUGAGGAUGUUAGGGAGCAGAUUGAGUUGUUGCAGAGGCAGUUGAGGAGAGCUAAGUGCUUUAUGGAUAAGGACGAUGAGAUGUUGAGGCAUCGGCUAUAUUCUUUCUUGUACGAAAUUGAGAAGGGGCAGAUUCCUGAUUCGAAUGAGCUUUGGUUUUUCUUUGUGGACAAGUUGGGGAUUCACGAUGCCAAGAGUUGCAGGGCUGAAAUUGAGUUCUUAGAGGAGCAGAUUGUUAACCACGAGGGAGAUGUAGAACCCACGGCUGCAGUGCUCAAUGGGUUUGUAGCCCUCACUCGUUAUUGUAGGUUCUUGUUAUUUGGGUUUGAGGUAGAGAUGGAGGUGGGAGCUGAGAGACAAAAAAACUUGAGGAAGGGAAUGAUGACUCAGGAAAUUGCUGAUACUUUCCUUACAAUUCCAAAGGAUUUUUGUUGCCCCAUAUCGUUGGAUUUGAUGCAAGAUCCGAUGAUUGUGUCCACCGGGCAGACCUAUGAUAGGUCUUCAAUAUCAAGAUGGUUGGAUGAAGGACAUUACACUUGUCCGAAGACAGGUCAAAUGCUUGCCAAUACGCGGCUGAUUCCCAAUAGAGCUCUUAGGAAUCUGAUUACCCAAUGGUCUGUUGCUCAUGGAAUUCCUUAUGAGCAACCAGAAGGUGCAGAGUUCUCUUCAGAGCUUGCUGCAGCUUCAUCAUCAAAGGCUGCAGUUACAGCAAACCAGGCUACAGCGUAUCUCCUUAUCCAACAACUUGCUUCUGGGUCAGAGGAUGCACAAGCCAUUGCUGCCCGUGAGAUCCGGUUGUUAUCAAAAACAGGAAAGGAGAACCGUGCUUUUAUUGCAGAAGCUGGUGCUGUUCCUCAUCUCAAACGGCUAUUACUAUCUGCUAAUGCAAUUGCUCAAGAGAAUUCUGUCACCGCAAUGCUUAAUCUAUCAAUCCAUGACAAGAAUAAGAACAGGAUCAUGGACGAAGAAGGGUGUUUGAAUUCCAUUGUUGAUGUUUUAAGGUUUGGUCAGACUACGGAGGCGAGGGAAAAUGCUGCUGCUACCUUGUUUAGCCUAUCAGCAGUUCAUAGCUAUAAGAAGAGGAUUGCUGAUGAAAAUGGGGCUGUUGAAGCUCUUGCUAAUCUAUUAAGGGACGGGACUCCCCGAGGCAAGAAAGAUGCUGUGACUGCUCUGUUUAAUCUUUCCACGGAUACUGAUAAUUGCGUGAGGAUGAUAGAAGCAGGGGCAGUCUCAGCAGUUGUGGGAGCUAUAGGGGUUGAGGGGGUAUCAGAGGAGGCAGCAGGGGCAUUGGCCUUGAUAGUGAGGCAUCCUGCUGGGGCUGAGGCUGUCGGCAGAGAGGAAAAGGCGGUGGCUGGUUUGCUUGGGUUGAUGAGGUGUGGAACCCCCCGGGGAAAGGAGAAUGCAGUUGCUGCAUUGCUGGAGCUUUGUCGGAGUGGUGGCGCUGUUGCCACCGAAAAGGUGCUCAAGGCACCAACGUUGGCAGGUUUGCUUCAAACUUUAUUGUUUACCGGAACAAAACGGGCUAGGAGGAAGGCAGCCUCCCUUGCCAGGGUUUUCCAGAGGAGAGAGAAUGCUGCUUUGCAUUCUGGUGGGUUUGGAGUUGGAUAUCUGAUAGCUGGGAACUCGACCACGAAUAGAGAUACAAGCUUCGUUGGUGAUGUGUCUGUACCCAUGUCAAUAUCAGUACCUGUUGUGCAAGGGUAAAUGCUCACUGCACCCCUUGUCUUAAGUUUGUAAAUGUAUCUUUGUAUUCUCAAAUUUUGGUUGGUAACUCGAAACAUUCUUUCAUUCAAAUAUGAGGCAAUAGUAAUGAAAUUUAGCAAUACUAUACCUACUUAGUGUGUGAUCUCAUAACAUAACAUUUAUCAUCCGUAUACGUAGUUGAAACUUCCUAUUAUAUGUGCAAAUGUGUUCUAAUGUCACCGUCUUACAAUCUUACAAAAGAUAUUUCUUUUUCCUGUUA
Molecule: messenger RNA, 3258 nt
Organism: Chenopodium quinoa (quinoa)
Lineage: Eukaryota; Viridiplantae; Streptophyta; Magnoliopsida; Caryophyllales; Amaranthaceae
Product: U-box domain-containing protein 17-like
Exons: 1
Coding region: 846-2999 (717 amino acids)
Biological process (GO): protein ubiquitination
Cellular component (GO): cytoplasm; nucleus
Molecular function (GO): protein binding; ubiquitin-protein transferase activity
Source: RefSeq, a predicted model, not a curated record